Euleptes europaea (tarantolino) is the source of this 2076-nucleotide messenger RNA. RefSeq names its product complement C2 (gene C2). Gene Ontology annotation, molecular function: serine-type endopeptidase activity. Gene Ontology annotation, cellular component: extracellular region. The coding region runs from base 1 to 2076 and encodes 691 amino acids. The record is from RefSeq and is a predicted model, not a curated record. Gene Ontology annotation, biological process: complement activation; proteolysis. The transcript has 16 exons. NCBI's taxonomy places the organism in Eukaryota, Metazoa, Chordata, Lepidosauria, Squamata, Sphaerodactylidae.
AUGACACAGGCAAUGGAGAGGGCCCUGCCCCAUGGGACCGACAGGCCAGCUGUUACGACCCAAGAAUCUCUACCGGACUCCACCCCGUCAUGCUCAACGCAGGUGUCUAUCAAAGGUGGCAACGUGUCACUCUCAGAUGGGCACCGCCAAGGUAGCAUCCUCACCUACUCAUGCCCAGAUGGCUCCUAUCCACACCCAGUGCGAACGCGGAUCUGCCAGUCAGAUGGGAACUGGGCUCCCAUGUAUUCCUCUGGCAGACGGGUGACCCAAGCAUCAUGCCGAGGCAUGCGAUGCCCUCCUCAGCGGGCCUUUGAAAAUGGUUUCUUCAGCCCACGGCUCAGUGCAUACCCUGUUCGCGGCGUCUUGAACUUUGAGUGUUUUGAUGGGUACCAGCUCCAUGGUUCGGCCCAGCGGCACUGCCAGUCCAACGGCCGCUGGAACGGAACUUCUCCGGUCUGCAACGAUGGAGCGGGACAUUGCCCAAGUCUCCCCAUCCCACCAGGAGCAAUUUCCAGCGGAGGGCGUAAUCGUCUUGGAGAUCGGGUCUCCUUCCAGUGUCAGACGGGGCUGGACUUGGUAGGGUCAUCCGAGCAUGUCUGUACUCCGGAGGGGGAAUGGUCAGGAGCAGAGACGAGUUGUAGAGCCCCGUACUCUUAUGAUCGGGCUGAAGACGUUGCAGCUGAAUUCGGAGCCUCGUUAACCAAUGUUUUGAGUGUGGUAUCGUCUGGGUCUGACCACUCGGAUUUGCCCCAAGAUCCAUCUUUAGGACGAAAACUUAUACUGUCCACAGACAGUUUCCUCCAUAUCUACUUGCUUGCGGAUGCCUCCCACAGCGUCACCAGCAAGCACUUUGAGAUGUUUAAAAAAUCUCUGGAAAUCAUCAUUGACCGGAUUGCCAGCUUCGAAAUGCCCAUCAGGUUCGCCCUAUUAUCUUAUGCCAGCCAGCCCCUGACGAUCGUCGACACCUUUGAUGAUAUUGCUGAAGACCCAGACCUGGUUAUCGAAAAGAUGAGGGAUGAAAUGAAAUACGAAGAUCAUGGCAAUGCAACAGGGACCAACAUCCAGGAAGCGCUGAUGGCUGUCUACAGUAUGAUGAUCAACCACCGAGCAGCUAACAGCAGGAACUGGGAUCAAAUCCGCCACGCCAUCAUUCUGCUGACGGAUGGGAAGUCCAAUAUGGGCGGCUCCCCCAAAGUUGCUGUGCGGAGGAUAGAAGACUUCUUGAACGUGAAAGAAAACCGCAAAGACUAUCUGGAUAUCUAUGUCUUCGGCAUUGGAAGACUGGAUGUGGACCAGGCAGCCAUGAACGAGGUGGCUUCUAAUAAGGCGGGCGAGAGACACGUCUUCAUACUGACUGAUCCUAAGGAGCUCAAAAAGGCCUUCGAAGAUGUUCUGGCUGACAAGACCCAAUUGCACAUAAAGAGACGAAUUGACCAUGAAUUAUACAACGUCCGAGCUAAGGCAGCCCAGGGCAUCCAGGAAUUCUAUGACUAUGACAUCUCCCUGCUUGAAUUGGACGGGCCUGGGAAACUUGGGCCGAUCUGUCUUCCCUGUACCACAGGUGCCAACAGAGCUCUGAAAAAGCCUGAGACUGCGACUUGCAAGGAUCACGAGUUGGACCUGCUGAGUUUCGAGAAGGUACCUGCACAGUUUGUAUCCCUGAACAACGAGAGACUGAACGUACUGAUCAAAACAAAGAAAAGCCGCCCUAAAUGCAUUUCUGCAGCGCUCCAACAUGCAUUAUAUUCCAAAGUGGCCAACGUCUCUGAAGUCGUGACUGACCGAUUCCUGUGCAGCGGAGAAGAUGGGAAUGGAGCGGUGGAGGACGCAUCUUGCAAAGGUGAAUCUGGGGGGUCCUUGUUUGUAGAGAGGCGAGCCAGAUAUUUUCAGGUGGGUGUGCUCAGCUGGGGUACAUUUGAUGCCUGCAAAAAUAAAGCCACGGAGUCUAACCACAGAGUUCGGAAAACACCUAAGCGGGGACAGAAGCCACGAGAUUUCUACCUCAGUCUGUUUCGUGUGCAGGACUGGCUGCGGCACCAUCUGGCUGGAUCCUUGAGAUUUAUCCCUCAGCAAUGA